This is a messenger RNA of Adineta ricciae, 978 nucleotides long. The record is from the annotation of a GenBank genome assembly. Lineage: Eukaryota; Metazoa; Rotifera; Eurotatoria; Adinetida; Adinetidae.
AUGAAACCAAUUGUUCUUCAUGGGCAUGAACGUUCAUUAACCAAAAUUUGCUACAAUCGCGAAGGUGAUCUUUUAUUUUCAGCCGGUAAAGAUAAAAUUCCAUCGGUAUGGUAUUCCGUCAACGGAGAACGUUUGGGAUCGUAUAAUGGACAUAACGGUUCCGUCUGGACAAUAGAUGUUAAUUGGGAUACGACAGCAUUUGUAUCUGCAUCUGCUGAUAGUACUGUUCGACUUUGGGAUGUUCAAACAGGACGCGAACGUAAUAUUUUCAAACUCGAAGCACCAAGCCGUUGUUGCGCGUUCAGCUACGAUGGAAAUAGAAUUUUAUACACAAACGACGAUGUCAUGGGCAAGCCGUGCGAAAUGUACGUAGUCGAUAUCAGAGCGCGACCCAGUGAAGGUGCAUCGGCUCGUAUUAAUAUAACACAAAAACAACUUCGAAAAGUAACAAGUAGUUUAUGGGGUACAUUAGAUGAAUUUAUCGUUACUGGCCAUGAUAACGGUGAACUUGUUCAAUGGGAUCUCAAAAGUAUGGACGAAGUUCGAAGAGAGAAACCACAUGGCGGACAAAUUAUGGAUUUACAAACUAACAAGGAUAUGUCCUUCUUAAUUUCUUCAUCCAAAGAUAACACAGCUAAGUUAUUUGAUAUCGAAACAUUAGAUCAUUUGAAAACAUAUGUCACCGAACGACCAAUCAAUUCGGCUGCCAUUUCCCCGUUGAAAGAUCAUGUCAUACUUGGCGGUGGUCAAGAAGCUAUCGAAGUCACCCAAACUUCUGUUCAAACAGGUAAAUUCGAAGCCCGGUUUUUCCACUUGAUAUUCGAAGAAGAAUUUGCCCGAGUCAAAGGUCAUUUUGGACCCAUAAACACAAUCGCUAUUCAUCCCGAUGGAAAAAGUUAUGCCAGUGGUGGUGAAGAUGGUCUCGUGCGAGUACAUCACUUCGACAGUGAUUAUCUUGAUUAUGAUAUUGCUUACUAA